AUGGACUCCCUGCUUGUACACGGAGAGGCUGAAGGUUACAUCCAAAGUUUGGAGAGAGUGGCACUGCGAGAUGUUGGGGGUCCCAGGUGGUUUCAGCAGCAUGAAUACAUUGAGAAACUCAAUAUGCAAGCGAUUCUUCAUGCCAGCGCUAAUCAAGAGGAGUUUAUCAAAGACCUUUUUGUGUCACUUGGAAAGAUUCCCACACUGGUUCAUGGAAUGAUACUGAUUGAAGUUUGGAAGCAGAAAGUGUUCCCUAUCCUCUGCAAGCUUCAGGACUUCAACCCAAAGAGUACCUUUCCACUGUACAUGGUGAUUCACCAUGAAGCUACAAUCAUAAAUCUGUUGGAGACUAUCUUCUACCAUAAAGAAUCAUGUGAGGCAGCAGAGGAUGCUGUUGUGGACCUUGUCGAUUAUUGUCAUCGUAAACUGACUCUACUGGCAGGGCGCUGUGCUCGGGGAGAAAUUCCCACUGAAGACAGAAGCUCACAUGCAGAGGUCUCAGAUAUGAAUUCUGUACAGGAUCUGCAAACUCAGAGCACAAUGUUAGAAUUUAAUAUCUCCCUCAAGGCUCUGUCUGUGCUCCGCUACAUUACGGACCAUGUCGAGAGUUUGAGUUUGAGUGUUCUCACGAGGAUGCUGAAUACUCAUAACUUGCCCUGUGUGCUGGUUCAACUUACAGAACAUUGUCCCUGGAGCCGUAAAUCUGGAGGUAAUCUGCAGAAGUAUGAAGGUGGGAAGUGGAUAGACAUCCCUGCAGAGGACAAGCUAAAAAUGACCAAACUAGACGGGCAGGUGUGGAUUGCUUUGUUGAAUCUACUGCUGAAGCAAGACUGCCAGAGGAAAUAUGAUUUCAACGACUUCAACAAAAACCAGCUCUUAAGGCUGCGUAGGUUUUUGACAGAGGUUGUUAUCGAUCAGCUGCCAAAUCUUGCUGAACUUCAGCGUUUCCUCAGCCACUUAGCUGUUACAGACCCUGCACCUCCAAAAAAAGACCUUAUCCUUGAGCAGCUACCAGAGAUUUGGAAUGAGAUCGUCGCAGAGAAUUCUGGGAAGUGGAAGGCCAUAGCUAAACACCAAGUUAAGAAUGUGUUCAGCCCAUCUGAGUGUGAGCUGCGAGAACAAGCAAACAGGCUGGCAAAUACUUAUAAUCUUGAUGUGAUGGAGUGUCUCAUCCCAGAUAAACCAAAAUGUGGUGCAUGUGGAGCAGUGGGGGUCAAGCGUUGCUCCCGUUGCCGGGGAGAGUGGUACUGCAACAGAGAAUGCCAGGUGAAGCAUUGGCCCAAGCACAAACUUGCCUGCCAAAUGAUCGUAGAAACCACAGAGAAACUAGAAAAAGAGCUGAACAUCAAGACCUGAUGGACUUCACUGUUUACUAAUAGGAAAGCGACAAAGGCUUCAUUUUCAGUCUUACAGAGAUCAGAGGAACAAAAUGAUAGUCAAUGCCAUUGUCUGAAUGAUCUAAAGCUUGGGUUGCUAUGGUUUUGAUGGGAAUUGAGGAAGAGGAGGAGCUACAGGGCAUUUUAUUGUCGUAAACUGAGCCUGUGUGUGAUUGCAUCAACUGCAUUGAACCUUUUGAUUGAACUUUUUUUGAACUACUGAGAUUUUUUUUAAAGCAAGGAAUGUUUACGACAGACCUAAGAGGAUGCUUAUAUCUGCCUUGAUCCAAUGUCAUUUUGAUUAUGCCAGCACAUCAUGGUACACUGGUUUAACUAAGAAAUACAAGACUAAGUUACAGUUUCCCCAAAACAAAGUCACUUGGUUCUUUUUAAAUGCACCAACCAGAACUCAUAUUGGCGCUCAUGAAUUUGAAUUGGUUGGUAUGUUGCCUGUCGAAUUAUGGGUUCACCAACUCAAAUGAAAUCUUGUUCAUAAUAUUGUCAAUGGUAAAGUUCCAAAUUAUUUCUCGGCUCACUUUCAACUUACGUGUAAUCAUCAUUCAGUCGGAACAAGAUCCAGUAGCACGUCUCUCCAGAUACCCUCAGUGAAGUGCCAUGGUAAAUCUGUUUGUUUUUUUUUUUGUUACACCAGUAUCUUGUUAUGGAAUAGCCUACCUAGUCAUAUACAGAAUCUCAGAUACAAACCCCAGUUUAAAUCUCAGGUUAAAGAAUUUUUAUUCAAUAGUUAUUGU
This is a messenger RNA of Neoarius graeffei (lesser salmon catfish), 2128 nucleotides long. RefSeq names its product zinc finger, MYND-type containing 10 (gene zmynd10). The record is from RefSeq and is a predicted model, not a curated record. Lineage: Eukaryota; Metazoa; Chordata; Actinopteri; Siluriformes; Ariidae. The coding region runs from base 1 to 1356 and encodes 451 amino acids. Gene Ontology annotation, cellular component: centriolar satellite; cytoplasm. The transcript has 12 exons. Gene Ontology annotation, biological process: motile cilium assembly; inner dynein arm assembly; outer dynein arm assembly.